Aphidius gifuensis is the source of this 3295-nucleotide messenger RNA. RefSeq names its product eukaryotic peptide chain release factor GTP-binding subunit ERF3A (gene eRF3). Gene Ontology annotation, cellular component: translation release factor complex. The transcript is spliced from 4 exons. The record is from RefSeq and is a predicted model, not a curated record. Lineage: Eukaryota; Metazoa; Arthropoda; Insecta; Hymenoptera; Braconidae. Gene Ontology annotation, molecular function: GTP binding; GTPase activity; translation release factor activity. Gene Ontology annotation, biological process: translation. The coding region runs from base 382 to 2334 and encodes 650 amino acids.
GACUAGUUUAGCCAACGUCCGGUGACAAAACUACGCAUUUUAAGCAGCAGUAGUCAAAAUCACCACGGGGGCCGCACGCUAAAAAAAAAAACCAUACGCGUGUGUAGUUCGUGGAUAAACCCCAAGAAAUAAAAAGAAAAAAAAAAAAAGAGAGAAUAAAUAAUUAUUUUUAUAAUACGUGUAAUAAGUCAAGUUAAAUCGUGGUUAAAAAAAAAAAAAAAAAAAUUCAAUAAAUGUUGAUUAAAAUUGACUUAAAAUAAUAAUAAAUAAUAUUAUAAAUAAUUGUGUUAAAAAUUGGGUGUGACAAAGUUAUUGGGUACAUUAAACUUUCAUAAAAAAAAAAAGGAAAAAGAAAAAAGAAAUUUUCUUUCAUUGAAAAAUAUGGCGAACAGCGUAGCACCAGAUUCAUGGGAACAGCAGGCAGAUAAUUGUGACACCAACACCGCAGACAGUAAUUUUCUCGAGGGUAAAUUUUCAACUUUAAAUGUUAAUGCUGCUGAAUUUGUGCCUUCAUUCUGCAUAAAUUCAGCACCAGAAGCAACAACACCUUGUGUUAAUAGCAGUGUCGUGAAUACUGUGGAUAUCAAUACAACCGGGACAACAACUUUAAACAAGAUCAACGAUGAUCAUGAUGAUAAACCAAUUGUCGUCGACAACACAAUCACCGAUGAUGUACCUGUCGCGACCACUUUUGUACCACCAGAGACUCAUCAUGCUGCACCUGUACCAGCAUUACCACCAGAUCCUGUUGCUGAUAAAGUUGAAGAGCCACCAGCUGGUGGAGGUGGAGAACCACCAGUAUCAUCAACAACAACAACAUCAACAGUAGCACCAGCAGCAGUAGUUACAUCUGUAGCGAGUGAUCAAGAUGCUAAUAAUAGUAGCCCAGAACAUCAACCAGCUGAUUCAUGGGAAGAAGCUGCUGUUGAUGCUGAUCCACUUAUAACUCCCGAUAACGAAGAGGCUGAUAUUGAAGAAGAUGAAGAAGCUGAAGUUAUUAAAAUACCGAAAAAAAAACCAAUAAAAAUAAUUGAAGAUUCAAAAAGUAAAAAAGAACAUGUUAAUGUUGUAUUUAUUGGUCAUGUUGAUGCUGGUAAAUCAACAAUUGGUGGUCAAAUAAUGGCAUUAACUGGUAUGGUUGAUAAACGUACACUUGAAAAAUAUGAACGUGAAGCUAAAGAAAGAAGUCGUGAAACAUGGUAUUUAAGUUGGGCACUUGAUACAAAUUCAGAAGAACGUGAAAAAGGUAAAACAGUUGAAGUUGGUAGAGCAUAUUUUGAAACAGAUAGAAAACAUUUUACAAUACUUGAUGCACCUGGACAUAAAAGUUUUGUACCAAAUAUGAUUGGUGGUACAGCACAAUCUGAUUUAGCUGUACUUGUUAUAUCAGCACGUAAAGGUGAAUUUGAAACUGGUUUUGAUAGAGGUGGACAAACACGUGAACAUGCUAUGCUUGCUAAAACAGCUGGUGUUAAACAUCUUGUUGUAUUAGUUAAUAAAAUGGAUGAUCCAACUGUUGAAUGGGAUCAAGGUAGAUACGAUGAAUGUAAAGAUAAAAUAUUACCGUAUUUAAAAAAAUUAGGUUUUAUACAUGGUAAAGAUUUAACAUUUAUGCCUGUAUCUGGACAACUUGGUAUUGGUUUAAAAGAUCCAAUACCAAAAGAAUUAUGUACAUGGUAUGAUGGUCCAGCAUUUAUACCAUUUAUUGAUGCAUUACCAUCACUUAAUCGUACAAGUUCUGGUCCAUUUAUAAUGCCAAUUGUUGAUAAAUAUAAAGAUAUGGGUACUGUUGUUAUGGGAAAAGUUGAAGCUGGUGAAGCUAAAAAAGGACAAGCAUUACUUGUUAUGCCAAAUAGAACAACAGUAUUUGUUGAUCAAUUAUGGUCUGAUGAUGAAGAAGUUACAGCUGUUGGUCCUGGUGAAAAUGUUAAAAUUAAACUAAAAGGUAUUGAAGAAGAAGAUGUUAGUCCUGGUUUUGUAUUAUGCGAUAAUAAUUUACCAAUUAAAACUGGUAAAAUAUUUGAUGCUCAAGUUGUUAUAUUGGAACAUAAGAGUAUCAUUUGUGCGGGUUAUAGUGCUGUUAUGCAUAUACAUUGUGCUGCUGAAGAAGUUACUGUUAAAGCAUUAAUUUGUCUUGUUGAUAAAAAAACUGGUGAAAAAAGUAAAUCAAGACCGAGAUUUGUAAAACAAGAUCAAGUUGCCAUUAUGAGAAUAGAAUGUGCUGGAGUUAUUUGCCUUGAACAAUUCAAAUUAUUUCCCCAAAUGGGUAGAUUCACUCUCAGGGAUGAAAAUAAAACCAUUGCUAUUGGCAAGGUGCUAAAGGUCAUCGAGUAAAUUUAAAAAAAUAACAAAAUACAAAAAAAGAUAAAAAUACUUUGCUCAACUUUAUCGAUCAUUGCUGCUGCCGAUUAAUUAAUGACAAAAUUAUAUAUAUAUUAAUAAAAUAAUAAUAAUGAAAGAAAAAUGGAACGAAAUUUUGAAAAUGUUUUGGUCAAUCAUUAUGAAACAUUUUAUAUAUUUAAAAAAAAAAUAAUACAACUUAAAAAAUAAAUAAAGUAAAUUAACAACGCAAGCAACGCAUUGAGCGUUAUCAGUGAUAGUAAACUCCACGAUAAUACAAAGUGAAUUUAAUAAUAAACAAUUAUAUUAUAGCAAGAAAAAAAAAUGAAAUGAAAAAAAAUAAACAAUAACGGCAUGUAUAGUUAAAUAACCGAUCGUUUUAGCCUUCGUUAUUGAAGUGAUUAAAUUUUUUUGGUAAUGCGAUUAAAUAUAUAACUGGCCUCGAUAAAAAUACAACAACAAUAAUUAACAAUAAUACUUGUUUUUUUUUUUCUCUUCAAUUGUUUUUUUUUUUUUUUUAAUAUAUAAAAUCAAAACUAUUCUCACGUCGAUCAUGUUUAUUUAUAUUUUAAUUAAUUAUUAAUUAUUAUUAUUAUUAUUAUUAUUAUAAAAGUAUAUAUAUUUUUACUUCCUAAACAACAAAAGUUGAUGAUUUAAAAAAAAAAUUAAUGAGAUUAGUGAUCGCGCGUGUCAUACACAAAUUAAAUAAAUAUAAAAAAAAAAUAAAUAUAUAUAUUAUUCAAGUGUGACAAUCAUCUGGCGCAUUGAUUCAUAUUUUUUAUUAAAAAAAAAAAAAUUAGUUAAUAUUAUAAUAAUUUUUGUUUAUGUAUGCAAAGGAUUAGUUAUUAAAGGCCUCGAUCAACGACGUUAUUGAAUCACAUUAAACAUUUAUUUUUUAUUUUAUAUAAGAAAAACAAAAAAAAAAGGAAAAAAAAUAAUACGUCGUGAUCCAACA